UUGACAUUCAAACUGUUGUGCAAGAAAUUUAUUCUGCUCGUGUUCAUCGGAUUACUGCACAGCAGUGCUGCAUACCCGCCGGAUACCGAUUCUCCAGAAAUACCUCACUACAUAGAAACUCACCUGCAGUCAACAUGGCGCCAGCGCAGGUGCAUAAUGACGACCUCGACAUCAACCAUUUACCAGGGAGAGUUCACCGUCACACCUACGACGACCGUCACAUCUACGAUCACUUCCACAAUACCCGUGAUUGUAACAUCAACCAGCACAGUUACGGACACAAUAACGCCUCCCGUUUUCACAAGCACCGGCACAAUCACUCCCACCGUUACGGUAACUCCGAUCCCGUCAACGGCGACCUCAACACUGACCGCAACGGUUACGACCACUUCAACGUCUACGCCUGCGUUGGUUCUUGAAACGAUAACAUCUUCCGUUACCGAAACGACAACGCUGUUUUCGACCACAACUUUAACCACAUAUCCGGCCACAAACACAGUGUACAUCACGUCGACUAUUCUGGCCACAGCAACUUCGACUGUCACGAUUCCGGCAGCCGCCUUUCUCCGUACUGCUGGAUUCGCGGACAAGCUGCGGAUCAAACCAACUAAAACCAAGCGCAACCCGGGUCAUACAAAAACUUCAAUUAUUGGGAGCUUUUUGAACUGA
Culex quinquefasciatus (southern house mosquito) is the source of this 669-nucleotide messenger RNA. RefSeq names its product integumentary mucin C.1-like. The transcript is spliced from 2 exons. The coding region runs from base 157 to 669 and encodes 170 amino acids. NCBI's taxonomy places the organism in Eukaryota, Metazoa, Arthropoda, Insecta, Diptera, Culicidae. The record is from RefSeq and is a predicted model, not a curated record.